Messenger RNA from Penicillium daleae, 252 nucleotides. RefSeq lists its product as uncharacterized. The coding region runs from base 1 to 252 and encodes 83 amino acids. Lineage: Eukaryota; Fungi; Ascomycota; Eurotiomycetes; Eurotiales; Aspergillaceae. The transcript has 2 exons. The record is from RefSeq and is a predicted model, not a curated record.
AUGACCUAUAGCAAGCUAGAUGUCCACAAGUGGAGACAUGCUGUCAUCGUCUUUACCCUUCCUUAUACGACCAAUUACGCCAACAGAUCUCCCGCUGAUCCAAGUCUGCUUGCCGAACCAUCUCCAUGCGAAACUGUCGAUUACCCUCUGCUGCCCUCUCAAAAUUAUCUGGCUCAGUCCCGCUUCCAGAUCGAUAUCAAGAUGUACCCUAACACGGGACAGGAGCCGUUCAGACUCGUUCCAUUCCUGUGA